ACGGCCAUCGUCGAAAGCGAAAAGGCCAGCUUUGGAGAUAGAAUUUGCCACCUCACUUUCUUGCCAAAUUUCCUCGUUCGUUUUAUCCCCUUUGCUUUGGACUUUCCGAAAUGGUGAAAUCUACAAAUACAAAAAAAAUUACUCUCUUUCACGAUCAGCACGUUCAAUUCUAAAGAUCCGAGACCUUGUUAAAAACCACGUCUCAAUGAGAACCCCGUUUUCCUUCUCCUCUUUCUCUCUCUAUACCUCCCACUUCCCCCUCUUCUUCUGCUUCCAUGGCUGCCCAUUUUGCCAUCUCGCUGCACAACCCGCUUCACUUGCCGAGAUCAUUUCGUGCGGAACUUAAGGCUGCUGCACCUGAUUUACCAAAACUAGGUGGGGAAAAGCUCGGGAAUCCCACCUGUGUUCCAAGAAGCAGAUUACCUGGUGUCUUUUCUUCUGGUGUUUCGGUGAAAGCAUUGUCAUCUGUGGCUUCAUCGUCUUCUUAUUCUGAAGAGACUGAUCAUGAGAAAGGUGCUUCUGUCCCUAAAACUGAGGAUGGUAAAGUCGAGUUCAAUCGUGUGAAUUGUCUUCUAUGGGUGUUGCACGAGUCCGCCUCAAGCUUUUCCCAUGAGGUCGAGUCACUUGGACUGGCAGGAAGUGUCCCUGAACUUGCACAGGCUUGGAAUGGGAAGGACGUGCAUGCAUGGCACAAACGUAUUGCUUAUCAUGUAGCUGUAUAUGCUUUGUUCCGAACGGUAAUCGACAUGGAGAUUUUACUUUCUCAUGAUCGUCACAACAAUGCAUCUCCAGUCAAAGAAAUCUUGACCCCGAAAAUGAACAUUGUGGGAGACUACAUAGAGAGUCAACUGGGUGCAAAGCAUUCAGAGCUGGUAGAAUGGUUUAGAGUGGUGGAGCUGCCACGUGUAACAGGGUUUUUCUCCCCCUUCCUGAAGAAGUGGUCUAUGGAGUAUGCUGGAAGUGGUGUUGCAGGGAUUGUUUUAGCUAUUAGUAGCUGUGCUGCUGUAGGGAAACUGGGCUCUGCAAGAAUUUCUUCGCCACUGCUUCUUUGUUCAAGUGAGGAUGUCUUAGUUGAGCUCAUGGAUCUUUCACAUAGCCUUGUAGAAGUAGAGAAACUGCAUCACUUAGCAAUCGAGGCAGGUUUUGAGCGCAACUUCCUGUCCCAUUUUGGUUCGAAGAUUUUGCCUUGCAACAAAACUGAGGAGCUAGAGUUUUGGAUUGGGUUGGCCCAGCAAAAGCUCUCAGUGGCAUUCUGCGAGGAAGUUAUCAUGAAACCCACAGCUAACUCUUCAUCAAAGGUCAAUGCAGAUACUUUGGCCACUCUUGGACUUUUUGCAUAUCUGGGAAAGAAGACUAGACUGUUCCUUGCAAAAAUGGGAAUCAAGGAUCUCGAUGAGCUGCUCAAGGAUCUCCUCAGUUACCUGGAGUGUGGUAGCCUUUUCAUUUACCCAGAUCUCGCCCAUGUAUCAUGUUACCAAUGUUUCAUAGAGGUAGUGACUGAUGAAAUUGGAUGGCUUGAUUUCUAUGCUGCGUCUGGUUCUUUGAGUAGUCAAGAAAGGAAAAGAUCUAAACAGCAUGCAGUUCAAGCAGAGCAAGAGAUCAUUCUAUCAACUGUUUUCACAAUUUGUUACGACGUUUUCUCCGGCUUUGCUCAUUUUAGCAGGUCAACCCAAAAGCCUUUAGAUGCAGAACUGUUGGAAUUCUUGUUCCGGAGUCAAAGUCUCUUGGCUGUUUUUCUGGAAGACUACCGAGCAGCUUAUGGUAGAUUUAGUGAAUCGAUGAAGAUCAUUGAACUGGGUGGCUCUGACCAUGUGCAGAAGCCUAUAGACGUAAAGAUCUCAGACAUCCCAUCUAGGGAGCUGAAAGAUAAGUCUGCUGCUGUUUCUGACCUGAGAAAGGUCAGAAGUAGUGAUGGAACAACAAAGGAAACAAUUGCUGAGACAUCAUCGAGCACCAAAACAAAGACGACUUCUCCAGAUAUGAACAUACUCGGGAAAUAUAGACAUAAACUGAUGUCUAAAACCGCUGACGUAUGGAUGGGAACACAGUUGCUAAUAGACGACAUCAUGGAUGCUUUGGAGCUACUCAUGAAGCAGUUGCGUGGGCAGAAAGUUUCGAAGAGGGAAAAGAGGAAACUGAAGAGAACACUCCGAGACCUAGCUUCCCUCGUGCCCAUCACAAUUCUAAUGUUACUACCUGUCUCAGCCAUAGGCCAUGCAGCGAUGCUAACAGCGAUCCAGAGAUACGUGCCAUCCCUGAUCCCUUCUCCUUACUCGUCGGACCGGCUAGACAUGGUGAAACAGCUGAGAAGAACGAAGAAGCUGGAAGUUCAGUCGUGGGGGAUCCUGGAAGAUCUUACCCCACCUGGAAUUAACAUCGAGAAUUCGUCGUGUAAAAGACCAUAAUAAUCUUUUACAGCUGCUAUUGUUGUUGUACGUUUAUUUUUCAGCUUCAUAGAGUGAUAAAUAGAGGGAAGAAGUUACUCUUAGGAAUACUUGGUCUCGUGCAUUCAGAAGAGUUUUGUACAUAUGAUGAAAAGUGUAUAAGUUGGCUGUGGGAACUGAGAGGGGCAAUAAUGUAGUUGUAAGUUCACUGUGAAUACUCAGAUUGUAAGUUCAUUUCAUUCCAUUUUAGCUCCUGGACUCUGCAAAUCUUAACUUUUCUGGUCUCGUUUGAUAUGGGAAUUGGGAUUCCCCAAAUUUAUAAACGUUGGGUACCUAAAUGCGAUAAUUCAAGUUAUAGUAGCCAUUUGAUAUGAACGGUGUAAGAUUAGUGACUAAGAGUGAAAUAAACCCCACCCAUUUUCUUAACUGUUUCAGUGAAAACCCCGCCGCCGUUUCCACAUUUUUUUUUUGGCACUCGUGGUGAGCGUUCUACUAGCUCGCUGCCGUUCGCUUCCAGAAAUCAAGUCGGAGAAAUUGCCGGAGGACGUCUCUGAUUUCAGGCUGCCGCUUUUAAACUUCUCUCCGCCGACCGCUUUUAUCAGCUUCCCUGCCCCAUCCACUGCUCCGUUGCUCGUUGUUCAUCCCUCCAGAAAUUCAUUUGUAGAUGAGUACAGGUUCUUCUUUUUCCUUCUCCCUGCCUUAUUCGAUUCCCCAUUGAUGUUAGCCUUGGCUUGUGGUAAUAUCCAAUUUGGGAUUCUUCCUUCCACAGUGUCGAUUAACUUGGGGGCUUCAGCUAGAGUAUUGGUGAAAUUAAGUUGAUAGAAUUUGAAGGAAACACCAAAGCGCCCAGGGACUGAAAUUAUGAAUCCAGUGUUCUCGCCCCCAUUGCAAGUUCUGCAUUAGAAUGUGUAUUGCCUCUAAAUUAAGUUGGUCUUAGCUCCAAUAAUGUCUGAUUGCUGGCUGGUUGUGUAUCGAGUAAGGAAUGGAGGGAGGGUUCAUUGAAAUCAUCUUGUAGGAGUUGACACUUGAGUUGUUGUGCACUCGUUGGAGUUAGUACUCAUGUCGCUCUUAUCUUGUAUUGUCUUUACCAUCCUUAUGAUGAAAAUGAAGGAGCCAAGUAGUCCCUGAAAAUCUGUUCUCUUGGUACAUGAACAAGGGGUUUCAGACUCAUGAAAGACCUUUGCUUUGCUGCCAUUCGAUCCACUGAAAUGUUGCAUUGUAGGGUACUUUAGUUUAGUUUUCUGAGUAAGGAAAUAACAGUUGGUUACAGGUGGGGCAUUUGGUGGGAAUAGAGGAGCGAGACCAGUGCCCCCAGAGAAAGGAGUCUUCCCUCUGGACCAUUUGCACGAAUGCGACCUGGUACUUCCUCAUUUUCAAUUGUCUUGACGUUUUUGGAUAUGUUAGGGUAGACAUUGUUGUUAUAACUAUGAGCUUCUGCUCAAGGGAAAAAUCUGACUGGUCUUCGUUUGUUUCAGGAAAAGAAAGACUACCUCAACUGUCUGAAAUCUGGUGGUCACCUAUCAGAAAAAUGUAGGCAGUUCUCGAAGAAGUACCUGGAAUGUCGAAUGGAAAAGUGAGUGACAUUUCUAUACCCGUCAUCUGGUACUUGCUCCCUAGACUUGUAUGAUGGUGAUAUAAUGGAAUCAGGGAAGAUUAGAUCUCUUAGAUAUGACUACCCGUCCCCAGUAGUUUCCUGAAAGCUCAUAGCUGAUAGGAAGUUAUGAUCUUUCCACAGUGAGGUUUGAAAAUGUGACGCUGGCCAAGAGUAACUAUUUUUAUCUUUUUUUUUUUUUUUUUUAGAAAAGUAUAAGCUGCUUGUCUCUAGGAAUUUGUUAUGAAUGGAAAGCAUAUACGGCCACUAAGUUGGUUUCUCUUCGCUUACCAUCCCUAGUAGUUCCGUAACUGGAUGGAGCCUUCCAGCUAUGUCUGCCCUCAGAUAUCAAUCAUGUUUCAUGUUUUGGUAGCACAUAGUGAAGGAUCGCAGAAAUGUGAUCCAUUCCUCAAUUCCGUUUCAUUUGAUUGCAUCAUCCUGUUUAUUAGCUUGCAUUAUCCAGUACAUUGCUCAUGCGGACUUUUAUUCUUCUUUUGAUUGCUGUAUACGCAGGAAUUUGAUGGCCAAGCAGGAUAUGUCCGAACUUGGGUUUGCAGAAAAAUCUGUGGAGUCGCAAGCAAAAGACAGCAGCAAGAAUGGCAAGUGAUCCCAAGUGUCUUUGCAACCUUUCUUGCAUCACUGAAUUUGAUGAAGUACAUGAGAUUGAAACUAGGGUCUCAUAGAUUUUUUCUUUUUAUAUUCUGUACAAUCGUUCUUUGAUGGCCAGAUUUUGAGAAACCAAGGGAUUCAAGAGCUGUAGACAUGCAAGCUUGUGUGAGAUGGAUGCCUCAUCGGCUAAUAAAAUUGGUGGGAAUAAAUUGGAUAUUUGUCA
This is a messenger RNA of Linum trigynum, 4807 nucleotides long. NCBI's taxonomy places the organism in Eukaryota, Viridiplantae, Streptophyta, Magnoliopsida, Malpighiales, Linaceae. The record is from the annotation of a GenBank genome assembly.